AUGUUCAUUAUUCGGUUAGCAUCUGAUGCUUUAUCGUCAAUCACUGAGGGUGAACCAAGUCAUCAAAUGCAUCAAACUGCCAGUUCUCCAUCUACCUCACAGUAUGAAUCACUUAAAAAAAUAGAGGAUAUACCAAAACAACCCAAUGAUGAUACACAAAAGCGUUUACUCAGCAUUAAACGUGUUCACAGACUAAUCGAAGAGGAAUUAAUGAUGGAGUAUGACAUGAAAGCUACUAAUAAAUCUGAAAGGUAUAAUAACAGCAACAAUAAUAAUAAUAUCAAGUUAUCAAGAUACCAUGAAAAAGAUGAGUUUUGUACACCGUAUAGUAGUAGUAAUCAACGGAGUAAAAAUGAUGCCAGCGUAAAACGGAAUACUGCUGACCACCGCUCGAUUAGCACACCGAAGAAAUGCUCUCCAACGACUAGUCUACUGUAUGAUUUAUUAUCUGGUAGAGAGAACUUUAAUUCAGUUUAUAUGAGAAGUCAGCUAGUGUUUGUUACAUGUGAUGAUGACAAUGUUGAGCCAAUAAAUAACUUUACAAAAGAAGGCCUUCACAGUAAGCGGAAAACAACACGUGGUCCGCCUUUGCAAAGAAGACGUAAACCGCUUAGGCCAACAAAACAUUUUAUCGCCCUACGAACACCAGAAAAGUCUACGGAUACUGAUGGAAAACAUUUUCCGCGUAAUGCUGCAUCCAUUGAAAAAUUGUCAUCAUCGUCGCCAUUCUCGUUAUCCCCUUCAUCGACAUCAUCGCCGUCAUCUUCAUCUUCCUCCUUAUCAUCGUCUGUGUUAAGUCCAUCAAAUAUUAACAUGUUAACCUGUUCUCAAGCUUCUCCUAAAAAGUUAUUAGACAAAAUUGAUUGCCUUACCAUCAAUAAUACUACACAUUCCCAGUCACCGAUUGAUCACUCUUCAUUACUGUCCAUCAUCAAUAAUCAAGAGUGUUUGGAACAACCAUUAGAUUUAUCCUCAGCAUCACAUUCCUAUCGAUUAGGCUUACCACCAAACAAUCAAUCCGAUAUGAUAGAAAUAAAACGAAGGCGAAGUUUUGCCGGUAAUUCACGAUUAUCCGAUAAUUCAGAUGUGAUUAAAUGUAGCACCCAACGACACAAUUCCGUUAACUUGCCUUUAUCAACAAAGAAAAUCGAUUGUAAUAGAAAAAACAGUGUCAAUAUUAACACCACUACUACUAGUAAUUCAAGACCCGAACGUAAACCGUCAGAAAAGUAUCCGUGUCUUUCUAAUGGACCCGAGCAUACUGAAAAAUUUCCCAUGAACAUAUCAAAUACUGAAUCAAAUGCGCUCACAACAAAUUUUCUUGAUUUUAUUUUAUCCCCUGAUUGUUAUCGUGUUGCAUUGUCGGCUGCACUCGCCAUUUGUGCAUCUUCUGUCUUCCAGUCACUCAGUGGCACACUAGACCAUAACAAUAGUAAUAGUAAUAAUAGUGAUAAUAAUAAUAAUAAUAAUUUGCUCAAUUCACGUAACACUCCUAAAACAACUUAUGAAUUAGCCUAUGAUAUAUUAAAUUCAUUAAAUUCCAAUUCUGGUGGAACAACUUCAAGUGUAAAACAGGAGAAUGAACAGCAACAUCAACAACAACAGCAAUGUCUAAAGAACACAUCUCCGACAUCAGCUGAUAAUUCUAGCUAUCCCAGUGUUGUAAAUACACAAGACUGUCAACACAGCGUUGUAUCUACGUCGAAAAUACCACUCUGUAAAUCGAAUUCCAUGUCAAAAUAUAAUACUACCGGUGACAAUUUCCCACCUAAAAAGUCUUUAUCUAAUCGAUUGUAUUCGAUUAAAAAAGUUAACCAGGCGGAUUAUUUAAACAAAACACAUUCACUGCCUAGUCGGACAUUGAACCAGCAUUCCAGUAGUGAUAAUAAUAAUAGUAGUAAUAGUAAUAAUAAUAAUAAUAAUAAUUUUGAUACAGAUAUUGUUGACAUUAUCACAACUAGACAUUCCUUCACUUCUUCCUCUCCUUCUUCUUCUUCUUCUUCUACUUCGUCGUCUUCUUCUCCUGCUUCUUCACCGAUGAAAGUCCCCAGUGAAGACUUGAAGUUAUUUUUCCGCAGAAAUUCCAGUCGUUAUCGUGGUCGGAUAAGAUACUGGUUAAUUCAAAUGAUUAGUUUAGUGAAACAGCCUGAACCAAUUCUAAUUUCUUUACUUCACAAUAAUGAUAAUAAUAAUAAUAGCAAUGAUAAAAUGACAGAUCCAUCAAAUAUACCUGUUGAACAGAUGACAAGUUUAUUAAGCUGCUUUCGUCUACACAUAUUAGAUCAAUCAAUUGAGACCAGGCUUAAGUUCUUGAAUAUGUCAUGGUAUCGACUAUUACUGGUUUAUUUAAUUGAGCAUAAACAAUUAGACUUACUGACAAUUGAAUCAGCAUUGUCAUCGUCUUCAGCGUCAGCAUCGUCAACUGAUGGAAAUGAAGGAAAUGAUGAGAGAUCAACUCAUAGAAGGUGUGAGAGAAAUAAUCUAAUCAAUAAUAAUAAAGAAAUAAAAUCGAUACACCAAUCUACUCAUCAUCAAUAUCAUCAUGAUCAUAAAAUGUCAAGCUUACUUCAUGACAUUCAAACUGUUACAUCAAUGUGUUAUUCACUGGAAUUUAAUCAUUCCGUGUAUAAUUUGAUUCGAAUUGGUUUAUUGAUUAUAGGCGACCAAUCAGAUGCACAAAACACCAAUAAUAUACAAUUACUGGAAAGGACACUUCAAGAAUAUAUGGUCAACUUAAACUGUAUCAAGAAUAAGUCCAAGUGUCAUUCUAAUUUAUCCCUGAAUGGUUGUAUAACGGAGACUACGACUUCGCCUACUGCAACUAAUACUACUACUACUACCAUCACCUCGACUUCGACUGCCAAUACUCCAACGAAAGACACUGACAGCAACGCUGUUGUUCUUGUUAGUAGUAGUAGUAAUAAUAGUCGUGGCAACCGUAUCCCUUCAGUUAUGAUACACACUAUUAUUCAAAAAUUACUGAAAGUAACCAAAGAUUCAAUUAUCUUUCUAUUGUCUAAUCAAUUAGGCGGUGAUUCUGUUGAAAGUAUGUACAAUAGCCUUGUAGAAAUCUCUAAAGUAUCAUAGUUCAAUAUUCCAAUGUCCUCUUUUUCCCCUUCUUCUUCUUCCGUUUAAGUAUGUUUUUCUGGUAUUUUCUUUCAGCUUUUAAUAUUUUUAUCGUGUCCAUUCUGUUUUCUGUAUGGGAGUUCGUGUGUAUGUGUGUGUGUGUGAGAGUGAGUACAGCUCACAUAGGAGGAUAGAUUACAUAGAUAGGUAGACAUAUUGUGAUUUUUUUCAUUUGUUUGAUGAAUGCGCCCCGAGUUAAAACUCAGUAAUAAGUUUGAAAUUUGCGCCAAAAUCUCACAAUAAGACAAUAGAAACGCUUUAGACAAACACACAAACUCACGCGCAUACAUAUGUGCAUAUACCAUUUGUGAAUCAAGGAUUUCUUAUCAAAUACAUUCUACCUCAAUCGAUAACAAUUUGUCUACUCAUUAUUAUUAUUAUUAUUUUGUAUUAUUUAUUAUUUAACUUUUGCAUUCUUUAUUCAUUUCACUUUUGUAAUACAUUUAUUUUAAUAACAACAAUAGUAACAGUUAUGAAACUAAUUUCUCCCAUGUUAAAUUCAAUUUACCCGCCUCGAAAGAAAUGCAGAAAUUAAAACAAAUUACGCGGGCAUAUUUUAUGUGUUUAACUAAACUAAAAGAUUCAUGACAGUAUUAUCAACCUACUGUGCUUUUCUCUUGUUUGGUUGAGUGUAUGUGUGCGUGGGUGUGCGUGUGUGUGUGAGUCAGCGUUUCCGCAUAUAUUAGCAAGUAUUUUCUUUUGAUGAUCCAUUCUUCCAUUCGUUCAUUAUUCGUUGUCUACGUUUAUAACAUGAAAAAAUUCUUGUUCAUUUUUUUGCUUUUUUCUAAACAAGCAUAGAACAGCCGGUGAAACUUAGAAUGAUUUAUUAUUAAAAUAGAAUAAUUUCUCACUUUGUUUUCAUACUUACUCAUGAAUAUAUAUA
This is a messenger RNA of Trichobilharzia regenti, 4009 nucleotides long. NCBI's taxonomy places the organism in Eukaryota, Metazoa, Platyhelminthes, Trematoda, Strigeidida, Schistosomatidae. The record is from the annotation of a GenBank genome assembly.